Molecule: messenger RNA, 7003 nt
Organism: Coccinella septempunctata (seven-spotted ladybird)
Lineage: Eukaryota; Metazoa; Arthropoda; Insecta; Coleoptera; Coccinellidae
Product: HEAT repeat-containing protein 5B
Exons: 19
Coding region: 196-6366 (2056 amino acids)
Biological process (GO): endocytosis; retrograde transport, endosome to Golgi; intracellular protein localization
Cellular component (GO): endocytic vesicle; Golgi apparatus; membrane
Source: RefSeq, a predicted model, not a curated record
UGUUAUGAUAGCCAGACAUCUGACAGUGACACUAAACAGUUUCAAUGUAAAAUGCAGAAUGUUCAAAUUCAAUAAUUGAUACAUCAUUUAAAAAAUGCUGCAUAGAACAUAAUAAUUCAAAUAUAUAUCUUCAACUGAAAAUUGAUGUAGAGCAUUGUAAUUUCUGCACAAAUUCUUCCGAAACACUAAUAGAUCAUGGAGCUUUCAUCUCAUAGUCUUAUCUUGAAUGAAGAGGAUUUAGUUCAAAUACCACAAGCAAAAAAACCUGUGUUUAUAUUCGAAUGGCUACGUUUCCUCGAUAAAGUACUUGUGGCAGCUCAGAAGAAUGAUAUUAAGGGUUGUCAGAAAAAACUAGUAGAGCAAUUAGUAGCUCUAGUCAACGAUUCUCCUGGACCUUCUACAAGAAAACUCAUUGCAAGAAAUCUUGCUACGUUGUUUUCUGUAGGAGAUACAUUUUUAUUAUUUGACACCGUUAACAAAUGUAAUGACAUACUGAAGAAUAAAGAUGAUUCUCCUAGUUUUUUAUCUACUAAACUAGCUGCUAUAUGUUGCGUUGGAACAAUGUACGAAAAAUUAGGGAGGAUGAUGGGGAGGUCUUAUGAGGAAACCGUACAGAUUCUUGUUAGAUCUUUGAAAAGUGCAGAAUCUCAAACAAGAAUUGAAAUAAUGCUUACGUUGGAAAAGGUUUGUGCUGGAAUGGGGAGUGCUAUAUCUAAUGUUCACAAAGAGAUAUACAAGGCAUCGAAACAUUGUCUUGUCGACAGAGUAAUGGCUGUUCGCUGUGCCGCAACAAGAUGCCUAUUAGAAAUGUUGAACCAUGCCCCAUUUCUAUAUACCACUGAAUUAGAAAGCAUGGCAACACUUUGUUUUAGAGCUUUUGAUGGCUCUAAUUAUGAAGUUAGGUGUGCUGUUGCUAAACUUUUGGGCACGCUUGUUGCCAUGACUCAGAAUCAAAAGCCUGAAAAGCAAUUACAACAAACAAAAGCUGGCAAGUUAGUCUCAUUAGAUGAAGCACUAGGAAUUUUGAUGUCAGGAUUUUUACGAGGGGGAGCUGGUUUCUUGAAAGGUACUGGGGAAAUAAUCAAAGGAAGUUCUGGAGUAAAUCGUGAAGUUAGAGUUGGAGUUACCCAUGCCUAUGUUACUUUUGUUCAGAUCUUGGGGAGUGUUUGGUUAGAACAAAAUAUGAAGUCCUUUCUGAACCACAUUCUUUACUUAGUUGCCAAUCCUAAAGCUGCUUCUUCACAUGUAGAUGCUGUGUACUCAAGAAAAUGCAUUAAUUUCAUUUUACGUUGUGUUUUUGGCAAGAUGUUGGGGGAAAAAGCUCAAGCAUCAGCUUGUAAAGAAAUAGCUCAAACAGUUGUGAAAGAAAUGAAUUCUAUUGACUUCAAUCCAGAAAAUGCAAAAGAAUUCAAUCAAGAGACUUUAUUCAGUCAGCAUUUGCUAGUAUGUGGUCUCCAAGAAAUUGGAAGCCUGGUUUUAAAUCUUGGAACCACAGCUUACGAUUUAAUAACUGAUCAGCAUCUCAAUUUAAUUGAUGCUACCAUAAGUGUCUUGAUCCAUCCGUGCCAAGCUGCAAGGUUAGCUGCUGCGUGGUGUUUGAGAUGCAUCUGUAUAGCAGUUCCAAGUCAAAUAACACCUUUGAUAGAUCGAUGUGUGACAGGAAUUGAAGAAUAUCGCACUAGUCCUGAAGCAAUCUCUGGUUAUAGUGGAGCGUUAGCGGCAGUAUUGGGUGGAGUGAAUUUAUCUCCUCUAGGUGUGCCUCAUAAUAAGGGAAAAAUUAUUUUCAAUACAGCUGAAGAGUUACUUCGAAGCGCUAGUCAAAAUAGCAGAUUGUCCUUGAAUAGAACUCAUGCAGGGUGGUUACUUAUUGGUGCUAUAAUGACUUUAGGUGUCCCCGUAGUAAGAGGUUUACUGCCAAGGAUGCUUCUCCUCUGGAGAAAUUCUUUCCCCAGAUCAAACAAGGAGCUUGAUUCUGAAAAAGCUAGGGGAGAUGCGUUUACUUGGCAAGUUACUUUAGAAGGGCGGGCUGGGGCACUUACAGCAAUGCAUAGUUUUCUACAGCAUUGCCCUGAGUUAGUAAAUGAAGAUAUCACAAGAAGACUGCUCAACCCAAUUGAAUCAGCUUUGGCUAUGCUUACAAACAUAUCUGGCAUACUUAAGUCUUAUGGGCAGCAAUUGAAAGCUCCAUCUGCAAUGGUGAGGCUACGGCUUUAUGAGACUCUCAUUCUUCUUCCCCCACAGUCCUUUGAGAACUCGUAUACACAUCUGUUGAGAAUGCUGGUUGGAGAAUUCACUCUUGCUGAAAAUCCUGCUAAUACUACAACAUCUCAACUUCGACAAAUUUGUCAUGCAAAUGAUUCAGUGAUACUUGGUACCUGGCUCCAGGAAACAGAUCACAGGACUAUCGAAGAUCAGAUGGAACCAAACCGCAGAGGAGAUGGUGAACAUCUUCAGCCAAAUAGCGCAGCAGGCUCAGGUGCACUGGAACACGAUCCUUGCUGUCUGUAUCGACAAAUCUCUCAGCAUGAAAACAUUCCUGGUCCUCUACCGUUAGGUGUAGCUGUUAUUGAUAUGUCUGUGCUCUUAUUUGGUCAGAUAUUCCCUAGAGUUGCCAAUAAGCAUCGACUGCAAAUGGUUGAUCAUUUCACUGAAUGUAUAAAACACGCAAAGAGUACUAGACAGGAAGCUGUUCAAAUGAACGUUUUCACCGCACUUCUUAGUGGCCUGAAAGGACUUUCUGAGACUAAAGCAAAUGUUGGUUUGGACGACGUAAAAAAAUCGAUCACAACACUUAUAAUGAGCGCACUAACUUCAUCAAAUCCUAUUCUCAGAUGUGCUGCUGGGGAAGCCAUAGGGCGCAUGGCUCAAGUAGUUUCUGAUCAUAAAUUUACCGCUGAACUUGCACAAACGAGUUUCGAUAGGUUGAAGUCAGCUAGAGAUGUUGCAAGCCGAACGGGACAUUCCUUGGCACUUGGCUGUCUCCACAGAUAUGUUGGUGGCAUGGGUUCUAGUCAACAUCUUAAUACAAGUGUAUCUAUACUCCUUGCGUUAGCUCAAGAUCAAACUUCUCCUGUUGUCCAAGUUUGGUCGUUACAUGCACUGGCUCUCAUAGCAGAUUCUGGAGGUCCUAUGUUCAGAGGUUACGUUGAGCCAACCCUUUCGUUGGCUUUGAAAUUGUUACUCAAUGUUCCACAGUCAUACAUAGAUGUUCAUCAAUGUAUUGGAAAAGUGCUAUCUGCACUCAUUACCACUAUAGGCCCAGAACUUCAAGGAAAUACUGCCAACAUUUCUACAGCAAGAUCUUCCUUCUUGUGCGCCUGUGCUAUAAUGCAAGAUCAUAAAGAUCCUUUGGUACAAGCAGAAGCUACAGGCUGUUUACAACAGUUACAUCUUUUUGCCCCGAAGCAUGUCAAUUUAUCUACGCUGGUACCUACACUUUGCAGAACAUUAUCAAGCAAUCAUCUUCUUUUGAGAAAAGCAGCUAUAUCCUGUUUGCGUCAACUAGCACAACGCGAAGCCAAGGAAGUUUGCGAACAUGCCAUGACAUUAGCAAAUGAAAGUCGAGAAAAUAAUACAGUUGAAGGACUUCUCAUCACUGAGACUGGUCUGCCUGGGGUGUUCUUCAGUAUGCUUGACACCGAAACUGAUCCUGCUUUAAUCAAAGAUAUCCAUGAUACACUUCUGAGUAUGCUACAGAUGCUUGCUGCUGACAAUUUAUCUCAAUGGCUUGGUCUAUGCAAAGAUGUCUUGACUGUUGCAACAGAUAACAAUGAUGAUAUAAUGACUGCAGUGGAUAACGAAAACGACAAUAAUGAGGCAGAAGUUGAAGAUGACGAUGAUGAUCAAGCAGAAUUCCAUGCGCAAACUGACUCUUCAACUCAUCCAGCAGUGCAGCCUCGGUGGCCUACAAGAGUCUUCGCAGCUGAAUGUGUUCGCAAAAUUAUUGCUGCAUGUGAAGCCAGAAACAAAUCACCUCAUUUUGAUCUCAUUCAGGCUAAGGAAUUGCAAACAAAAGGAAGGAGCAACUUCCUAGUACUUCAUUUAUCAGACCUAAUUCGAAUGGCCUUCAUUGCUGCGACAAGCGAUUCUGAUCCAUUACGUUUGGAAGGUUUGAAAACACUGAAGGAAAUAAUAGAAAAAUUCGCUAAAGUUCCAGAACCUGAAUUUCCUGGUCAUUUACUUCUGGAGCAAUUCCAGGCUCAAGUAGGAGCUGCUCUAAGACCCGCUUUUGCUCCCGAUACUUCAUCUCAUGUAACUGCAGCAGCAUGUCAGGUCUGUUCUACAUGGAUCGGAUCCAACGUAGCUAGAGACCUGUACGAUCUAAGAAGAGUACAUCAUUUGUUGGUCCAGUCUCUGGGAAAACUGGAAAUGAAAACAAAUACCACACAACUGUACAAUGAGAGUUUGGCCACUCUAGAGAAACUAGCAAUUCUGAAAGCCUGGGCUGAAGUUUACAUUGUAGCAAUGAAAGGUAAUGGCGAUCCAAUUCUUGACCUUAGUAUCACAAAUACUUCAACUACUUCCAAUGAUGACGAGUUUGGUGAUUACGAACACAAGAGCGAGAGUUUGCUUACUUUGGUUCAACCUGAAUUAGUUGGUUUAUCACAACAUUGGCUUGCUGCUUUGAGAGAUCAUGCCCUUCUCUCUUUGCCUUCUGAAUUUGCUAGUCAAUUACCGCAUGACGGAGGCGCUUUUUAUACCAAUGACACAAUGGAAUCUUCCAGACCAUACUAUGUAGCCUCCUGGCCUCCAAUACUCCAUGCAGCAGCUCUGUGGUUGAAUUCUAGUUCUUUCCAAAGCAAUCAAUCCCAGCCUAUCAAUAAUGACAAUGCUUUGAAUAACAACCCCACUGAAAGUAAUACAAAUACAGAUAAAUUCCAUCUACUUUUUGGUAUUUGCAUGGAGGCCCUGUGCAGUCCACGAUCUGUUGAACCUAUUGAAAGUAUCAUAACUUGCCUUCAAGCACUACAUACGCUUCUGGAUUCCACUCUAACAAAGGAGUUAUUAAUGGUAGAUAAAACUUUGUGUAUUGAGUUGUGUAAUGUUCUACAUAGGUUAAUCUUAACCAGAGAUAAUCAUACUUGUCAAUUGCUAUGUAUGAAAGUACUGAAACAAGUCGUAAAAGCUGCACAGAUGAAUCUAGAAGUCAUGAAGAAAAUGAAAGCUGAGUCAGGUGAACUAGACAAUGAAGAAAUGCUGAAUCUUGAUCUUCUAGGAGAAGGUGGAGAAUGUGGUGAAAUACCUCCUGGAAAGUCAUUAGUUUUUAGUGUACUAGAAGUAUGUUUGUGCCUCCUUGUUCGGCAACUACCAGCCCUUAGUCCUUCACCAAAUUCAACAAUUGUGAAUUCACUGAGAAUAACACAAACAUUAGAUGAAUCAGGAAAAUUAAUAGCAUCUGCUUUAUCUUGUAUGGAAAAUCUUCAUACUUUGUGCUCACCACAAGGAGCAGUAGCCAUCCUUCCAACAAUUUUAUACCUCACUACAGGAGUUAUCAAAGAAUUGGCUACUAAAAACGUGAAUGAUAAUGCUAUUAUGGCUAAUAAUCCUUCAGUGCAAGCGGCUCUCCACUGUCUGAAAGUCAUAACUGUGGAUCGGUAUUGUAGUGAUCCAAGAAGUUGUGAUAACUGGCAGAAACUGCUUCAGAGUGCUUUAGCUAAAGUUAUUGAUUUAGCCAAAACUGGAGAUGAUCAAACUAAAUUAGACGAAGUAACAAUGAUGCUUUCUAUAGGGGUAUUUGUAUUACAUGCACCUUCUGAAGUCAUAUCUGCGCCAAACCUUCAAUAUCCGUGCAUAAAUCAUUUCAGGCAGUGCUUACAAAGUCCUAAUUCCACAGUGAGACUAAAAUGUGUCCAAACUUUGAAAUCUUUAUUUGCUCAUCCUGACAAAUCAAUUGCUACAGCUUACAUCCAUAGCUUAGCACCAAGGCUGGUUGAAUUUUUGUACACGGACAACGCAAGAAAAAUAUAUUCUGAUGGAGAAUUAUUGGUUACUCUGGAAACAAUAGGUUGUGUCGAAUCCCUCAUUUCUCUGGCUGAACCACAAAAUAGAAUUCAAAUGCUGACACUACUGGUACCAGUUUUGAUCAGUUAUCUACUAGAGGGACAAGCUGUUAAAUGUGCAAAUAAAUAUGCAUUGAAACUUCAUGAAACGAGUCUUCAAUGGUUGAUGAGAAUUGGUCCUCAAUAUUCACAGGAAUUUAAAACACUCAUGACCGAGUGCAGUGAUCUUCGUGUCAAACUAGAAACCGCCAUUAGAAAUAAUCAACAAAAGUCUAUUAAAUUAAAAAAUGAAGUCAACAUGAAUAAGCCUUUAGUGAGCAACGCACCAUCCAUAAAACUGAAAACGGAUUUCAGUAAUUUCUCUUAAGAUAUUGUUAAAUGAACGCGAAUUGUAGCAAUACCUUCAUGUUUUACAACAUCCAAAUAAAAUAUCGAUUUCUUUGUAAAUAUGUAUAAUUUUUAUAUGUUUAUUUAUUAAUAAAAUUAAUUUUUAUCAGUAGAGAAUGGAUGUGAUAACACUUAAUAUAGUAUAGUUUGUAAAUGAAGCAUUUUCAAUUAUCUAUUGCUCUGUCUUCAUAUACUCUCCCAUUAUUAAGGCACUAAAGAACAAUUUUUUGAAAAUGUUUCAUGACGUACUAAUAACGCUGAAAAUAAAUUAACGACUGAAUUGAGGUGACCAAUAAGACUUAUUUCCAUGAGUUUUAUAAUCUUGUUUAAAGUUAAGCUGGAUACUAGAUAUUAUAUAAUUUCCGAUUUGGCUCACUUUCAUUAUAAGUAGAAAUAAAGUUGAUAGCAAAAGCUAUCAACUCAGUGACUGAUUAUAUGGAGUGAAAUGUUCCUCAUGAAUAAUAAUUUAAACUUUUUUGUUACCUCUUUCAUUAUUUUCAAGAUGCGAUCCAUAUAUUCAGAACCAUAUCUUAUGUAUUCAAAAUUUAAAGUGUUAAGACUAAAGUGAUUUUAAUCAGUGCUAAUCAACUAAGUACGAAUAAAAAAUUAGUCAAUAA